Messenger RNA from Sungouiella intermedia, 1581 nucleotides. Lineage: Eukaryota; Fungi; Ascomycota; Pichiomycetes; Serinales; Metschnikowiaceae. The record is from the annotation of a GenBank genome assembly.
AUGUCCCAUAAUCCUUCAUUCCUGAGGUCUCCACACUCGCCCAUGGCCAAUCAGGCACAGUUGCACGUGCACCAUGGCCUGUCUGUGUCCAGAAAGCCAUCAAUUGUCGAGAUGUUGUCGUCGCCGCCACCUUUACCCGCCGACCACCAUCAUAACCCCAGCGAUGACUUUUCCUUGUCUAGAAACACCUCAGUGUCUUCGAAGUCCUCCAGUUUGUUCCAACAAUCUAUGAUGGCGUCGGACUGGAACGAUAUUUUGUUGGCAGACUUGACUGAGUCCAACAAACUCAUCGCGAUCAACUCGUCGUACUCAGUUCAGAAGGCAUUCGAGACCUUGAUUUCCCAUGACUUGACCUCGUUACCCGUGGCAUUGUCCAAGACAAACUACGACUUGUCCAAUUGCUUGUCUUUUGACUAUUCUGACUUGAACACAUACCUUUUGUUGAUCAUGAACAAAAUCAACUUCAACGCCUUGUCGAUCAACGAAAUUGCCGAUGACAAUGGCGCAGAAUUGUCAAUGCAACAGAAGCACGACAAGCUUGUAUCCCUCAUCAACAAGGCUAAGAAAGGUGAGGAGGUACCAGUCGAUUUCAUUGUCAAGUUGCAUCCAAAGAAUCCAUUUUUAAAAUUCAAAGAGUCCGAGACUUUGCUCAAGGCCGUAGAGGCAUUUGGAAAUGGUGCACACAGAGUGGCAAUUAUUGACAAUCAGAACAAAAUCACUGGUAUACUCUCCCAAAGAAGAGCCAUCAAGUUCUUCUGGGAAAACGCAAGACGCUUUCCAUCCCUCGAGUUUCUCUGGAACACUUCUUUGCAGGACUUGAAGAUCGGCUCGACCAACCCAAUCACAAUUCAGGGUGAUCAACCAUUGAUUGAAGCUUUGCAGAAGAUGUUCAAUGAGAAUGUCUCAUCACUAGCAGUCAUCGACAAAAACAAGCAAUUGGUGGGAAACAUCUCCAUCGUCGAUGUCAAGAAUGUCUCGUCUACAAAGAACUCGCACUUGUUGUUUAAGCCGGUUACUACUUUUAUCUCCUACAACUUAUCGCAGAAGGGCAUUGAGAAGGGCCAGGACCAAUUCCCCAUCUUCCACGUCAACCAGCAAACAUCAUUGGGCAGGGUGAUUGCUAAAUUAGUUGCUACUCAAUCGCAUAGAUUAUGGAUUGUGGAAUCAAGAGGUUCUUCGCAUUUUUCGUCGACAUCUUCUACUUCUGGUGCAGUAAACACAUCAACUAUUGAAACUGCGCUUUCUUCAGCUGAAGCCGCAGCCUCUGCAGCUGCAGCAACUACAGUGUCCCAGGAUAGUGGCCGGCCCGGCAAACUCAUAGGAGUUGUGACCUUGACCGACAUUCUUGGGCUCUUCGCUGCUCACAAGUCUGGAAUCAAGAUCGAUCCUCAAACUGCAAGAAACAAUAGAAGAAGAUCGUCUACGCUGACCACCCGGUCAUCGUUGGAUGCAGCCUCUGCACAUGCAGUAGUCGGCGGUCCCUCCAGCUCGCCAUCUACGCCCAUGGCACUGAUUAACCAAGAGAUGUUCCGCAAGUCCUAUCAGACAGGCAAAUCCGACAAUGUAUUUACCAGCGAAUAG